Molecule: messenger RNA, 237 nt
Organism: Dibothriocephalus latus
Lineage: Eukaryota; Metazoa; Platyhelminthes; Cestoda; Diphyllobothriidea; Diphyllobothriidae
Source: the annotation of a GenBank genome assembly
AUGGGACGGGCAGCUGUUGUGAAUGUGGCCCAACUUGUCUCCUAUUCACAGUUCAAACAGAUUAUCGUCGAACACAAGUUAAUGACAGACGGAUUCGGACUGCAUCUGGUAUCUAGCAUGGGCAGCGCGCUUAUUACGACCAUCACCUCACUUCCCGUGGACAUUGCGAAGACAAGAAUACAGAACAUGCGGACAAUUAACGGCAAGCCAGAGUACUCCGGCGUGUUCGUACGUUAA